GGGAAUGCUUGCAGGCCGCGCUGCUCUGCCGUUUAAAAAUCCUGCUCUUGCUCACGAUAGGGAUUGAAAAGCUGUCUCGUGACGGUGGUUUUAUGCGGUGGUUUUAAUUUAAGCAAAAAAAAUAAUCUAGAAAAGUGGAUGAAAAAUACCAUUACGUUCAGAUGUUAUCAAUCUCAGCCUUUGUCCCAGGUGUUUAUCGCUCACUUAGAAGGUCAAUCAAAAUGUGCUUUCCCAAGUCAGACUUGCAUCAGUGGGGCUGAUAAUGAGUGGAUUAAGAGUAAUGAAACAUUUCUGUCAAGCCGCCACGUCUUCUUACAGGCAAGGGUCACUGCAAUAAAGCUGCCCCACUCUGCUCUGGGCCUUUUGUUUCGCAGUCGGUACAAAAAUGGAUGUGUGGGGCUGUUUUCUGUGUAGAGCUUCUGCUUGCAAAGAGGUUUUUUUCCCUUCAGUUUGAGAAAUCUGUCUCAGCUUUUUGCAUACCGGUGCAGCAGCACUAGAAAAUUCUCUUGCAUUUUUAUUUCUUACAGUAGCAAAGUCCUUGCUGUGGGAAAAUGCACUUUUUUCCCUCCAAAGCCUUGAUCUGACAUCUUUAAUACUUGAAGAGUAUUUCCCGACUACAGAGGCUUGGUUGGAAAUAGUGUGCAAACAUUCAGCCAGUGGAUUUCCUCUAUUUUUGUGCUGAAUUUCAAAAUGUGGUGAAGUUUCAAGUUUAAAAUAGUGCUGACCCCCCCACCCCGUGAUCCAUUUGUAUUGGUUUGACUUUGUAUGUAAGUACUAAAUAUCUUCUUUUUUAUUAUUAUUAUUAUUUUUUUUUUAACAGGGUUGUUUGAAAAUUCACUACAGUUUUGGAAGUUUCCCCAAUUUUUGAACCCAACUGAAUCAGCAGCAUGCUUGCUCCAGCCCCUGACCCAUGGAGCUGCAUCCCAGAGGAAAUCCUCAUCCAAAUUUUUUAUUACCUUUCUCUUCGAGAUAGAUACACAGCCUUCCAGGUGUGCAAGCAGUGGGCUGGGGCUGUUUCUUCCAGCUCCGUUUGGCAUUUCACGGAGAUCAGCUGUGAUUCAGAGGAUGAGGAGGGCAUGCUGCAGAGCCUGUGCCAGUUCCUCAGCCAAAUCAAACACCUGAAGAUUAGAUUUGACCAAUCCAAAGAGGUCAACCGCAGGAAUGUGACACGCAUCUUAGAUGUGCUGGCAAAGCAGAACCACAAGCUGCAGCAGCUGUGCAUUGCAUGCCAUGGGGAGAACCCCUAUUUCUACUCUGGCCAGGACAUCCUGCAGAGCAUACGGAAUAUGUGCAAUGCUAACAACCAGAUAGAUCUUCAGCAUAUUGAUUUUCGAAAUAUGCCCUUUACUCUCGAUGGGGAGCUUGUUGAACUCCUAGCUACCACCAACCCAAACUUGCAAAGUUUGUUUAUCAACAACCGCACCCUGGUGUGCAACGUGGCACCAAACACCGUUAGGAAAGUUCUCAGUGUGUGUCCCAAACUCUCAGCCUUGGGGGUUUACUAUGCCAGCCUGUCCAGUGAUGUAUUUCUGGAGCUGCUCAAGCCAGAAAGAGCAGCUUUAACUCAUUUAGACAUUUUCUGUGAGCGCCUGGACAAAUAUAUCCCAGUCAUCUCAGAAGAGCUGUGGGCUGCUGUCAGGCAAAAACAUCCUCGACUCUGCGUAGACCUCGAAUUCGAUCAUACGGUCCCUGGCUGCACAAUACCACGGAUCCUAAAGCUGAACAUACCUGUGAACACGCUGCAGCUGAACACCUACAAUUACAUGGUAGAUCAGAUUAGGUUUGUCACCCAGAGCUACAGCAGUACUCUGAAGAAGCUGAUGCUACAAACCACAUCCUCGGAGGACUUGAAUUCCUCGCUAGUAGAGCUGGCAAGGCACUGCCAUAAUCUGCUGGAGAUCCACUGCUACUGUGUGGUCAGCAAGGAGGUGGUGGAAGCGUUCCUCACGCAUUGCCCCCAUCUGAAACAAUACACUCUCAAGGUCACCAAGGAACGGCACCCCUGGAAACCAGUGACAGUUCGGUGACCGGGUCACUUGUUCAGCAGUUUGUUGUUCUCAGAUGGCCAUUCAAAGAAAUUGAACUACCUAUUUUUAAUUUUUCGUUAUUGGAAUGGGGAUGACAGGUCUUUUCUCUUCUUUGUGUUCUCUAUUUAGCAAUGUGGGAAUGCCGAGUUCACUCUUUGUGGAAUUUUACAGGAAAUCACAGUGAAAUUUAAUUUUUAUGUUAUGUUUUAGGCAAAUCUCAAAGUCAAGCACAUCGCGUCAGGCUCCCAGCAACUAUUUAGGCUGACAGUUAAGGAAGUGACAGCUUCAGUGCAGGUUUCUGUGUCCAUCGGGGUCCUUAGCCACGUGGGUUCACCUAUAGCAACAGGCAGUGGUCAUCUGAUGGAAAAUGCCCUCCAACCUUGGUAAUUUCUCUUUUGGCAUUUCUGUGAUGAUGAGCUCUCCUGGUAUCCAGGUAUCAGGUAACCUCCACUUUGUAACGGUCUGAACAGGAUCUGAGUUAUGUUAGAAAAUGUAAGUGGGAGAAAAAGCGCUUAAGAAGGAGCAGUGAUAAGUUCAUAAGAAAAGGCACGUAGCCUGCGAGUACCCUUCUCUGUCCUUUCUUUCUCAGAAAUGCACAUUUUCAGGUAUUUGAAUGCCUUUGGCAAUGACCUAUGCUUUCACUGCAUUGUUAAUGUUUCUUAGGAGAAUCAACAGUGUUUACAGUUUUUCCUGUCUCAGUCAGCAGCAAAUGGCAAAGAUAUCAUGCGUCUGAAUUAGGAUGAGCGUGGUGGUUAGUUGUGCCAAGGAUUUUGAUGAACUGUGAUUUGAGGAGUAGUUUCAGAUUUUAAAUGGUCCUGGCAUACAGCUCCCUUUGCAAGCAAAUAUUUAGAGCAAUCUAAAGGAUUUUGAGUGAUAACAAUAAAGGCAUAUUUUCUCAUA
Phasianus colchicus (ring-necked pheasant) is the source of this 2927-nucleotide messenger RNA. It is a transcript of the gene FBXL8, whose product is annotated as F-box and leucine rich repeat protein 8. Gene Ontology annotation, molecular function: protein binding. The record is from RefSeq and is a predicted model, not a curated record. Lineage: Eukaryota; Metazoa; Chordata; Aves; Galliformes; Phasianidae.